Messenger RNA from Photinus pyralis (common eastern firefly), 1458 nucleotides. Its product is annotated as dynein regulatory complex subunit 4-like. Gene Ontology annotation, biological process: cell motility. Gene Ontology annotation, cellular component: Golgi apparatus; microtubule; motile cilium. The transcript has 10 exons. Lineage: Eukaryota; Metazoa; Arthropoda; Insecta; Coleoptera; Lampyridae. Gene Ontology annotation, molecular function: small GTPase binding; microtubule binding. The coding region runs from base 1 to 1383 and encodes 460 amino acids. The record is from RefSeq and is a predicted model, not a curated record.
AUGUGGGGACCAAAGAAGAAAGGAGGGAAAGUUAAAAGCGGCGGGGCAGGAGGAAUAAUUGACGGGGUUGAUAUUAGUCAAAUGAGCAGGGAGCAGUUAGAAGCGUUCUGCUAUCGUAUUAGGGAAGAAAAUGAGCGAGAACGAGAAGAGCGUAAUUUCUUUCAGAUAGAAAGGGAUAAGCUGCGUAAUUUUUGGGAAAUUACUAAGAAUGAGUUAGAGGAAGUUAGGGCAAAGCUUAGAAAUAAAGAUCGCGACGUUGAAGAAUCGGAUGAAAAGAAUGAGGAGCAGGUGAAAUUCUAUAAGCAGCAAGUUAAGCACUUGAAAUAUGAACAUCAGUCCAAUUUAACCGAAUGUAAGGCGGAAGGAUUGGUCGCGUUGAAGAUGGCUCAGGAUGAGCACAUUCUGAAGGAACGGGAAUUACUGACCGAUAACGAAGAGCUGAAGAGAAAAAUACGCGAACAAAACAAUGCCUAUGAGGACUUAAUUAAAGCGUUAAAGCUUAAACACAGCGAAGAGGGCAGUCGCAUUAUGCAGAAAUUUGAAAAUAGAGCUAAAGAAAUUGAGCUCAAGUAUUCGAAGAGGUUUUCGGAAGUUAUUGCAGAAUUGGAAACGCAAAGAAGAAUGGAAAUAUCGGAAGUGGAAGAAAGAAAAAAUGCCCAAAUCUCUGCCUUAAUUAGUGAUCACCAAUCCGAGUACACCGAGAUGAAAAACUACUUCAACGAUAUAACGCUUAAUAAUCUAGCUUUAAUUAGCAGCUUAAAGGAGCAGAUGUCGAUGUUGCGAAAACAGGCCGAUGAAUCCACGAAAACGGCUGCCGCGAUAUCUAGCGAAAAUCGUAAAUUAAGCGAGCCCCUGCACAAAGCAGAAAAUGAACUGGUAGACCUUAGAAAACAAUUAAAAAAUUAUAAGAAGGAUAAAUUGGCCUUUGAUAACACAAAAGCAAAACUACAUGAUCUAAAGAAGGAAUAUGACGCACUGAAAUGGUCAAACGAAGUCCUAAAUUUACGAUUUGAAAAGUUACAGGAAGAACGCAAAAAACUUUACGGCAAAUUCGUUCAGGCAGUUCUUGAAAUACAACAAAAAAGCAGUUUAAAAAAUGCCCACCUUCAAAAACGCGUACAAGUUCUCUCUGACGUGGCCGAAUACAAGGAGUCUGUCAUUAUUGAAUUAACGUCAUCUUCAGAAAUUCCAUCGCAACAUAAAAAGUUUGAGGACCUUCUGGCCAACAAAAACUUAAUCGUCAAAAAUUUAAAAGAGGAGCUUUCGAAAACGUGCCAGGCUUACAAUGAGCUUCUUGAAAUGUACCAGCAGCAAUUUGGAGAGUCUGGUUUGAUACCCAGAAGUGUGGCAUGUAGUGACGAUGGGGAACCAUAUUCACCAUAAGAUGAAACUGCAGUAAAUGGGAGAAUGAGACAGUUGCCAAUAACGUGUAAAACAAUAACAACUAAAAUAAAUCCU